CGGGCGCGGGGCGCCUCCCCGCUCCGGGGAGCAGUGGGGCCGGGGGGGCGGGGGGAGAGGGGGAAACAGCAAAAAAAAAAAAAAGGGGAAUUCUCCUGCUUGAGCUCGACUCCGGAGGGACCGCGAGGAGAUUUGCAUCCCUUUCUCCGCGCGGGAGUUGCGGGGACAGCAUGGGCGGAGGGGCCGCGGGGAGCAGCCGCCCCCUGCGCCCGGAGCGGCGGCGGCUGCUGCUGGUGCUGUCGCUGUGCAGCUGGGCGGCUGCCCUGCGAGGAAAUGAUAACAGUGAGGCCCUUCCAGAGUCUAUCCCAUCUGCUCCUGGAACACUGCCUCAUUUUAUGGAGGAGCCAGAUGAUGCCUACAUUAUAAAAAGCAACCCCAUUGUCUUACGCUGUAAAGCUAUGCCAGCUAUGCAGAUUUUCUUCAAGUGCAAUGGUGAAUGGGUCCAUCAAAAUGAGCACGUGUCUGAGGAAAGCAUGGAUGAGACUACAGGAUUGAAAGUUCGAGAGGUGUUCAUCAAUGUGACGAGGCAGCAGGUGGAAGAUUUUCAUGGGCCAGAAGAUUACUGGUGUCAGUGUGUUGCAUGGAGCCAUUUAGGGACGUCAAAGAGUAGGAAAGCGUCUGUCCGCAUAGCUUAUUUACGGAAAAACUUUGAGCAAGACCCGCAAGGGAAGGAGGUUCCAAUCGAAGGGAUGAUCGUUCUCCACUGUCGGCCACCCGAGGGAGUCCCCGCAGCUGAGGUGGAAUGGCUGAAGAAUGAGGAGCCCAUAGAUUCCAACCUGGAUGAGAACAUUGACACCAGAGCUGACCACAACCUCAUCAUUCGACAGGCACGUCUCUCCGACUCGGGGAACUACACCUGCAUGGCUGCCAACAUUGUUGCCAAGAGGAGGAGCAUGUCGGCCACAGUUGUGGUGUAUGUGAAUGGAGGCUGGUCAUCGUGGACUGAGUGGUCAAACUGCAACGCCCGCUGUGGUCGGGGCUGGCAGAAGCGAUCACGGACCUGUACCAACCCUGCCCCGCUCAACGGAGGUGCCUUCUGCGAAGGAAUGUCAGUGCAGAAAAUCACCUGCACUUCUCUCUGCCCCGUGGAUGGAAACUGGGAGGUGUGGAGCGAGUGGUCUGUGUGCAGUCCGGAAUGUGAGCAUUUGAGGGUCCGGGAAUGUAUUGCGCCGCCGCCAAGAAACGGAGGGAAGUACUGCGAGGGCUUGAGUCAAGAGUCAGAGAACUGCACCGAAGGGCUUUGCGUUCAAGAUAAAAAACCUCUUCAUGAAAUAAAAUCCCAAAAUAUUGAGACUGCCAGUGACAUUGCCUUGUACUCCGGCCUGGGAGCAGCAGUCAUUGCUGUAGCUGUGCUGGUGGUUGGCGUUACCCUUUACAGACGGAGUCAGAGUGAGUACGGCGUGGAUGUGAUUGAUUCAUCUGCACUGACAGGAGGCUUCCAGACAUUUAAUUUUAAAACAGUCAGACAAGGUAACUCCCUGCUUUUGAACUCGUCCAUGCAGCCCGACCUGACGGUGAGCAGGACGUACAGCGGGCCGAUCUGCCUGCAGGAUCCCAUGGACAAGGAGCUCAUGACCGAGUCCUCGCUGUUCAACCCGCUGUCAGACAUCAAAGUCAAAGUUCAGAGUUCGUUCAUGGUGUCCUUGGGGGUGACAGAGAGGGCUGAGUACCAUGGGAAGGCACACUCGGGAACUUUUCCUCAUGGGAAUAAUAGGGCUUUUGGUACAAUACAGGCUAGAAACAAGGCUACGUAUAUUCAGAACCUGUCUUCUAUUUCAACAACAAGUGAGCUGAAGAGCACUGCUAUUUUUGGACACCUGGGUGGCCGUUUAGUAGUUCCAAACACAGGAGUCAGUUUGUUGAUACCACAUGGAGCUAUUCCGGAAGAGACUUCAUGGGAAAUCUAUCUUGCCAUCACUCAGAAGGAGUCCAGCCUACAGCCAGAAGGCACAGAUGUUCUUCUAGGACCAGAAGUAACUUGUGGGCCUGCAGAUUUCUGUGUCAGCACUCCCUUUGCCUUGACAAUACCACACUGCGCAGAAGUAAAUUCAGAGCACUGGAAUAUUCACUUGAAAAAAAGGACACAGCAAGGAAAAUGGGAGGAAGUGAUGUCUGUGGAAGAGGAAACUACUUCUUGCUACUGCCUGUUGGAUCCUUAUGCCUGUCACAUUCUCUUAAACAGCUUUGGAACUUAUGCUCUUAUUGGAGAACCGAUCUCUGACUGUGCCGUUCGACAGCUGAAAGUAGCGGUUUUUGGCUGCCUGUCUUGCAAUUCUCUGGAUUACAAUCUGAGAGUAUAUUGUAUGGAUAACACACCUUGUGCAUUUCAGGAAGUGGUUUCAGAUGAAAGACUCCAAGGAGGACAAUUACUGGAGGAACCAAAACUUCUGCAUUUCAAAGGGAAUACCUUCAGUCUUCAGAUAUCUGUCCUUGAUAUCCCUCCUUUCCUUUGGAGAAUUAAACCCUUUACCGCGUGUCAGGAGCUGCCCUUCUCCCGUGUGUGGGGCAGCAGCCAGAAGCCGCUGCACUGCGCCUUCUCCCUGGAGCGCUACAGCCCCGCCACCACCCAGCUCUCCUGCAAGAUCUGCGUCCGGCAAGUCAAGGGUCACGAGCAAAUCCUGCAGAUCCAGACAUCCAUUCUCGAGAACGAAAGAGAAACCAUCACCUUCUUCGCACAUGACGACAGCAACUUCCCCGCGCAGAUGGGUCCAAAAGCAUUCAAAAUCCCCUACUCUAUUAGACAGCGAAUCUGUGCAACGUUUGACACACCCAACGCCAAAGGCAAAGACUGGCAGAUGUUAGCACAAAAAAACAGCAUUAACAGGAAUCUCUCCUAUUUUGCCACACAAAGCAGUCCAUCUGCCGUCAUUCUGGACCUCUGGGAAGCCCGACACCAACACGAUGGCGACCUUGACUCCCUAGCCUGUGCCCUGGAAGAAAUAGGAAGGACACACUCCAAAAUCUCAGACAUAACAGAAACUGAGAUUGAGGAGCCUGACUUCAACUACAGCAGACAAAAUGGACUUUAGUCACUUUUUUCCAUUCAAGAACUGAUGGCCAGCUUUGACUAUUACACUAGAGAUUCGCUUUGGCAGGGAGGAAAUAAGGGUUUCUGCACGGUGUGUAUGGGAACAGACACUCAUUUCCACAAUGCAGUUUUCAGUUGGAGGAGCAGAAGCAGCCCUAUUAAAAAUCAUCUCGGUAAUAAGGAAAACACAAGCUUCUCCAUGUCCUCUCUCAUUUAAAAUUCAUGUUUUAAAGUCAAAAGCAAAACUACACAUCUGUCAUUCCUGGGGCAGGAAGGAGUGACGUACAGAGCCAUUAGCAGCAAAUGCGAUGACAUAAUGUAUUUAGGAAACAGUAAGGCUAAUGUAAUGCCUAGUGAAAAUCAGCAAAUAUGAUAUUGACUAUUUAGAGCCAGUACUGGUUAAUCCUAGUCUAAAGGCUUGUCGUCCUGGGGCCUCCUGCAUCUCUAACUGAACACACUAAAGAGUGGGCUUCAAAUGCCCUUUGAUCACAUCAGGCUGUCACUUUGUAUCUGCUACAGGAAAACUGAAAAUCUGGCCUAAUCCUGUUCAGAUGUUUGAGGAAUUAGAAGAUCUCAUAACUAUUUAGUUGGUAUCAUGUGUAUUCCAAACAAUUUCUUUCAAAAAUUCAAUCGCUUAAUGAAUGUACAUUUGCUGCAGAGCUUUCCUGCCUAUUCUGUUAACAAAAUAACAGAACAAACCCCUUCUCUGUGAAAUUAGUGCGUGUGUGUGUGAGAGAGAGAAAUUUUCUGAAAUUCAAAAGAUGUUUCUUUGGGGGUAGAUUUAAAUAACCAAAUGCAGGAAAUUGCCAGCCCUAUUUUAGCAAGUUUACACAUUUUUUUUAAUUACUUCAUGUUGUGGGGCUAAACUAAAAAGUAAAGGUGAAGUGAGUCAGCAUAAGCAUAGCUUAAUUUUAGUUUAGUUUCCGUUUGAAACAAAGAAUAAACCCCACAUGGUACUGCCAAAAAUUGGCUUGAUUUCAUUGUACAAUUUGGAAAUUUCACAGGAUAUAAAGCUGGCUGGUUUACACUUGGUUUAGUUACAAGCAUAUUGCAUUUACCACCAAAACUAGAGAAUUCUCUUAAUUUUUUAUCCAUUUUAUACAAAAAUAAUUUAUUACUUCAACUGAACCAAAAAAAGAGCUGUCACUGUGAGUGAGUGUCCUAGUGGAACUGGUACUGAGCCAAAUUUAACUAUUAUUUUUACUCAUGUAAUCUUUAAAGUUAGCCAAGGUGGUUGUUAGCUCUGGCCCUAGGCCAUCAGUUUUAGUGAUAAGAACUAAUCAGUAUAAAGCAGGAACACAAACAAGACUUUAGGAGCUUUAUGGAAAUGCAAGAAAUUGAAAACAAGCAUUCUGGGGGUUUUUUUUACCCCCAUAUUUGGCCGAGAGAAGCAUGAUAGGCCAGAGGGUAGGUACUUACUGUGCGAAUCUAUAAUAAUCUGGAAUUAUUUCUUGACCCAGGAUUCCAGUUCUGAAGAGUAUGAUGAACAACUCUUGAUGGAAGACCCUGCUUGUUCUUGCUGAUCUGAAAUUGCAAAUUUGACUGCUUUCCCAGCUCGGCAGGCCAGAAUAGUCUUAGACUUAUAAAUACUUAGACUUCCCCAAACAUUUUCUGCACUUUAGUAUUUCAUGCAGUCUGACAUGAGAGUUCCUGUUUGCAAUGGGAAAUCAUAAUGGCUGCGAGCAUAUUUGAGACAGAGACAAAAAUACCAGCUUACUUGGCAGCAAGCUGUCACUGUUUUCAGCAGCACAGGGUUCUAUCUGUGUUUGAAUUAUAUUUCUAGUGACUUCCAGUCCUCCUCCUCAGAAACCUGUUCUUCAUUGGACAAAAUGUCAUGAAUUAAAAAAAAACAGGGAAUGGCAUCCACAGAGAGCGGUGGAGUUCUGGUGAGCUGUCGUUGUCUGGGAAACCAGCUACAGUCACUCGCCAGCAGUUAAUUUGUUCUCUGCUUCUCCUCAGAUGCAGGUUUAAUUUUCAACCUAGCUUAGGUUAGCUACCACAACAACGACCUAAGGACUACACCCUGCAGGGGCUGUAACAUAUUCAUGUCAUUCUGAAGAGCUGUAGGUACUUUCUCCUCUUGAUUGCCAAAUAUAUGUGAGGUACACACAGCAUACGGGGUCAAAAAGAGCUGCAAUGUGGAGCUCAGACCUUAAAGCUUUUUCUCAGGAAAUGCACAGUGUUUACUUCCAAGACUUGGGUAGCUUUGAAAAACCUCUGUGUACAGCGACACCCAACUUCGGGUGCUCGGCGAAGCCAAGAGAGCAACCAGCAGCUGUCCAGACCACCUUCCUCCAGAGCGCGUCUGAAAGGGCCUUCAGACCGCCGGGAUCUGGGUUCUCCACCAAAAUACACCAAGUUAGAUCCAAAAUCCAGUGAAGUCUAGUGGCUGAGUUAACAUACUGAAAAGGAAUAAAUGUCAAAGUUUCUUACAAUGCCAAAAAAAAACCGGUCCGGUUUUGGGCCUAAGGUAAGAUUCUAAUUUUACAUUGCUCAAUAGAAUAUUGUUGUCUUCUUCUAGGUUUUGUUUCCUGUUUUUUCUUCACGUUUGAAGCAGCUUCUUUGUUACUGAUCUUUCUUUUUGUGACUCCGAAUCAAGAUCUCUGACUAUUUCUAACCUAUUACUGGUUUGAUGCUCUUGUAUUAGUUUAAGUGGACUAGAAAUGCCACGGUACCACUUACUUACCUGUCUGCCAUUGGAACAGGGUUUGAAACAGUGACCAAACCCCCAGCCUGCAUUUCUACGGGGACCUUAUCUGGCUGUAGACCCGAGCCUUACAAGAACUGCCAUACUCUGCUGGGUGAAAAUCCAUGCAGUCUCGUACAGUAUCUCUCAUAGUGACCAGGAUUGAAAGUUUAGGGGAAACGGUGUAAGAACUGUGCCCUGCACUGAAGGACUUCCUCAGCAGGGGGUUGCAUCUGGCCCGCUCUGUCCGAGGCACUGAUACUGUCCUUCAGCACACUGACUAAUCCCUUUUGAACCCACUGAAAACACUUGGCCUUCGUGGACAAUAGAGGAGAAACAAGGGCCACAAUCUUCUUUUGCAUUUUUCUAAACAGUCCUUCCUUUCCAAGCUUUCCUCUUGUUUAACACACGCUGCCGAACAAUUGCCCUGGGUUCCCCUAGGUCCUGUAGUAAGGAAUACUGAGUAAGUGCUCCCCACUCACCUUGCCCACACUGGACAUUCUUUUACAGCCUUCUCUCACAUUUCAUAUCCUCUCACUCUCUUAUCUAGGCUGAAACCCCCUGGUUUAUUCUACUUCUUUGGCCAUCCUUGCUGUUACUCCCUGUAUCAUCUCCCGUUCUGUAUCUUUUUGGAGCUGGAGUGACCAGUGACCUGCUUUUCAACAGGAACGCAGGCUAAAUCACACAGUUCCUCCAAUUCCUCAAUUUCUUGCUGUUCCCCCGUUCAGCAUCAAUCACAGGAUUAAGAUCUUGCUAUAGUGUAAAGCCACAAAAAACACCUGCAGGAGUGCAGGACGCCUGAGAAUACAGUGACUGCCUUUACUGUGCAAAUUAUUCCAGCUAAUCCAUCCUGAACACCCAGAAAAUAAAACCUGUGAGUAAAAAAAUGUGUAGCUGAAAAAAAAGACUGAGGUGACAGAUGUCCAAAUCAUUAAAAAAAAAUCAUAAAAAGGAAAUUAUUUGUUCUCCACAAUAGUGAUGGAUGCUGAUAAGCAGCAACUGGACAAUAAGAACGUGAGUUAGACUUCUGAGUGGAAAAACAGGCUGCAGGUUUUUUUCCUAUUUGCCUCCUGCCCGCCCCCCACAUCUGUUGAUUACCUGAAAUGUCUGGUACAGACAUGCCUGUUCUCAGAUGCUCUUUCUGUUGUUUUGUGUAAGCAUCAUGGGAUGAUAUUAAUAGCACUUAGCACUUUUACUUAUAGAGGCUUAUGCAAGUUCUCCUCCCUUUUUUAUGCACAGUCCCGGUUUUAGAGAUGGAGAAAUUAAAACGGUUUUUAGUUAAAUGCUUCUGCUACCAUAUAAAUGAAGCAGCAACAUGAAUUUUGUUACCAUUAACAAGCAGCUAAACAAUACAAGUAAAAGAUGUUAAAUGUUUGCUUCCUAUUUUCCACAGUAGAAGGCAGCUGCCUGGUGCCAGCUCCCCCACAAGCCUGCUGUAAGUAUGCUUUGCAGUACAGUGUUCUCUCAGAAUGGUAAUUCAGAAUUUGUAUGCAAAUGCUAUAUAAAGAGAUAUGUUGAACAUUAUUAGCAAUCUUAAAUUUCCAGAAGCACAUUUUUAACAUCUAUAUUAAAAAGAUUUUUUGGAAAUCUGUAUACAUAUAUGUAUAUGGUCUGAUGCAAAACACAGAUGUAAAGGAGCAUCUGAAGCAGGAUUAGAGGCCAGAAAUUAAAAAUUUAUUCCUUUCCUCUAUAUUAGUAAUUAGGAAUUUUACAAAUCUCUUCACAAACUAGAAAGUAAAAGAGAAAUGUAAUGCUACGCCCUUAAGAUCCCAUUUAGCUGCCCUGAGUCCGAGAUGGUGAAACAGCCGUUUUGAUUUUACAUCACCCAAGAAUCUGCUCUUGUAUAUUUUCAUCUUCCUAAGCACUCUUCCCAGAUAUUUCUGUGCUGUGAGUCACUUAAGACUAAUAGUUGCAUUUUAAAAAUUACUUACAAUUUUGUCACCAAAAUGGUGCACUUCACAGCUCCACCAGACUGCAGCAUCGUAAAGCUAAUUUACAGUUUUUACAACGCUGCUUUUGCAAUCUUACUCGUUUACAUUGAAAUCCUUUAAGCCACAAGGAAAGGAACCCUGCUCAGUAGAUUCAAAUUCAAAUUUCAUUUACCAGCGCAAGUCCCAUAAAAGCAAGAUGUACUCCCACAAAAAUUUUAUUGGGCUUUUUGUAAUAGAUGAAAAGAUAUCAGCACAAGUCUCUUAAAAUACAGGGAACUAUUUUUGUUAUUAUUUUUAUCUCUGGCAACAGCUGGUCUCCUCCUCUACGGGCCCGUGCACAGCUUGCUUUCCAGCAGGUUGCGAGAGAAGCUUAUUCAGCAUAAAUCACUAAAACAGGGAUCUUCUUGUAGGACUACACAGUAUUAACAUCAUACUAAAGGUCCAUUCUUCUUUUUUUCAUUUGAAAGAUAGUGUUAUAUGAGAGUUUUAAACAUUCACUAACUGAUCAAUUCCAGAUAAUAUUUUCCACUACAAAAAAAAAAAAUACAGUUUAUGUAAACAGUGAAGCUAAAACAAGUGAGGAACUGUUGCAGACUUCUGUUCAUGAUUUGAAUUAUUUUUUUUUCCAGUCUAUUUCUGCCUAUAAAGCAUGUUUAAGCAAAGGGCUGCAUUAUUUCUUGGAUGGUAAUUAACUGAGUGGAAAACAGGAAAUUAUUUCUAAGUCCUUAACGGUGAAUGAGCUGAAGAUUUGUCUUUCCAGCUUUUCUUUUACUACUUUGAAUUAUACCUAGGAAGUUUUCCCACUUUUUACACAGCAGUAGAGAUGGUUAGCAUUAUUCACUGCGAACCUCUGUCAUGUUAAACCUGCUGAAGAGUGUUUACUAUGGGUUAUUCACUUGUGGUGUUUGCUUUGGUAAAACUACCCCCUUGACACUAUUCCUGCUUGAGAAGAGGCUCGCGAUUUUUCCGCAGCAGCAUGUAAAAUGGCACAUAUGUCCUUUAAUGGAUAUAUAAUGAUAGCCUAGUUAAAAUUACUUAAAACUUAAAGCAUUCCUGAGCAAGUACAGUAACUAAAAAUACUAGGUAUGUAACACGCAAUACCUGGAGCAACAAAUAAAACUCAAUAUGCUGGCAAAAGAUCAUGAAUCGUUUUCUAGUAACGCACAGUCUAGCUCUUUUCUCUCAUUGCCAAUACUAGCAUAAGUGGUAGCAAAAAUCUCCUUUCCAACAUGGACAAAAAUAAAUAAAUCACUCUAAGAUUAAAGAAUCACUUAGAGAAUCAUUUGAUAGUAACAGUGUCCGCAGUGCAGAACACAGAACUGAUGUUCUGCUCGUGGCUGCAAGUAAAAAAACAAUCUGUCAGUAUCCAUGUUCACUGUUCUGUCCAAAAAUAAAAUACAUGUCUAGGAGUUUGCCACUAUAUUUUUUGUAUUAGAGGUGAAUAGUACAGAUUCUACUAGUGUUUCUUGUCUGGGGCUUGGGUGGGUAGGGGUGUAUUGUAAUUUUCAAGCUAUUGCAAAAGCUGCUUUUAAAUAAGCUGUUCAGUUGUAUUGAAUAACUGGUUUGUGCUUUACAAGGGAAUCCGGGUGAGCCAGGGCUCAAGGGGUCGCCUCCCUGCCUUGCUGUCACAGGGUAACUAGAGCUGAAGUCACUUGUGAAAAUUUAGCUAUGGGAUAGGGAGAUUAGAUGACCCAUCCCUGAUCUGUAAUGUGUGUACUGUAAUCUAAUGAGAUUAGACACUCACCUACUGUAGAGCUGUGGUUUUGUCAGCAGCUACUUAGUUUGUCUGCCCCUGGUGUGAUAACCUUGGUUGAGAAUGUACUUCUGCAGAUUUAAGAUGAUGUCAAAUCCCUGUGUUAUCUGGUCUCUGUAUAUAAAUCUUAUUGUCUAAUCCCAAAAGGAAAUGUGUAGCACAAAAUGAAGUUCAGGGUGUUCUGCACCAAGCCUGGUUAAAGUUAUUUUCUGAUACAGCAGAAGGGGGAAGACAUGGAUCUAACUGCAAGUGUAUUUGCUACAGAGAAUGUUUCCUAACAAAUGCUCACUUAGAACUGACUGAAGCUUUGUUUUUGCAGUUUAAAAAAUGUAAGACCCGCUAUUUCCAUACUGAAAUUUGCAAUAUUAUCCUUAUGAUAUCUUUUCAAUCAAUUCCUUCAGUUUUCCCUCAUUUGUGCACUGAAGUUGGAGGGGGAGGGAGGAAUAUUUUUACAUGAAGUUGUAGACUUUCACAUUCUUUCCACUUUCGAUCUAAACCCCAGGUACCAUUACUGAACCUCACAAAGUUCCCUAAAGCAUCAGUAUACACACACAGAGAUACAUAUAUAUAUACAUAUACAUAUAUAUAUAUGCCUCACUGGGAACGUGCCAUUUACAUACUUAAGGUGUAUAUUUGGGAACAGCAAACUGCCAUCAUACAAUUGGUGACUUGGGAGAUGAUGUAGCUGCCUCCUCCCACCUCUUAAUCAAAUUCAUGCCCACUGUGACUGCUGAUCUCACCUUAUGCAAGGGUACAAGAACAUUAGGAGUACACCUUUUGUUAAUUUGGAUGAAGUAAAACAUGAUGCUGGUCAGUCUGAUGAAACGUAAAACAGUGUUACGUGUGACCAGAGCUAACUGAAAACUUUCCAUUGCACUUUCAACUUUCACAACUUUGGACCAGCCUUUUGGUGAAAAGGGGAGGGGGAAUGUCAAUUUAAUGAAAUACAAAAUAAUUAAUAGUUUUUAAAAAGAGGAAAAAUCCACAAGUAUUUCUCUAGAGAGACCUAUUUUCUCUUCUGCUCCUUUAUUUUCACAGUGAAUAGGUUCUGAAAAUGUUGGUUCUUGCUCAUUUGACUGAGCAUUCUUCCCUCCCCCCGCUUCUCCCCACGGUUUCAGUGUGUUUAGAACUGAAAAAAGAGCAGAGGUUUGAAUGCUUUCUUUAGUAUGAAGCUGAAGGAGCAGGGAAGAGAGACAGAAGAACAUUAAAUAAAAAGCAUGGCCUUGGCUUCAUACCACACUUUCUGUGCCUUGUUCUAUCAAUGUAAAUUCUGAAUGUUGUACAGUAAAAUACCUGGGAAAGACUUCUUGGAAAAGGCUGCACUGGCUUCUUUUUUCAGCACAUGUACAUAUAUAAAUAUAUAUACAUAUAUAUUUGGUAAUGCCAAACAGCUGUGUUAUAUUGUACUGAAAAAGUAAUAAUGGACAGUUUGGAUGUUUUAUGUAGAGUUUGCAAAACUUGUAUGGCUAUAGCCUUUUGAAGAUAAAUGUACAGACGUAAAUUACUGCAUAUCAGUUAUUUAUGAAUAAAGAGUCUUUUACUGACAUCUUA
Tyto alba (common barn owl) is the source of this 10949-nucleotide messenger RNA. It is a transcript of the gene UNC5D, whose product is annotated as unc-5 netrin receptor D. Gene Ontology annotation, molecular function: netrin receptor activity; protein binding. The transcript is spliced from 17 exons. Gene Ontology annotation, biological process: netrin-activated signaling pathway. The record is from RefSeq and is a predicted model, not a curated record. The coding region runs from base 171 to 3029 and encodes 952 amino acids. NCBI's taxonomy places the organism in Eukaryota, Metazoa, Chordata, Aves, Strigiformes, Tytonidae. Gene Ontology annotation, cellular component: membrane.